This is a messenger RNA of Rhinocladiella mackenziei CBS 650.93, 1749 nucleotides long. Its product is annotated as asparagine-tRNA ligase, cytoplasmic. The transcript has a single exon. The record is from RefSeq and is a predicted model, not a curated record. Gene Ontology annotation, cellular component: cytoplasm. Gene Ontology annotation, biological process: asparaginyl-tRNA aminoacylation. Bases 1 to 1749 code for a protein of 582 amino acids. Lineage: Eukaryota; Fungi; Ascomycota; Eurotiomycetes; Chaetothyriales; Herpotrichiellaceae. Gene Ontology annotation, molecular function: nucleic acid binding; ATP binding; asparagine-tRNA ligase activity.
AUGGCCUCGCCUAUUUACAUUGACGAAGACGUCGGUCGCGACGACGACUCCGCGAUUGGUACUGAAACUGCUCCCUACAAAACCCUCCUCUAUGCCAUGAUCAGCCACCCUCCCGAUACAGCCACAUAUCAAACCCGGAAAUCUGUCACAGGCCCCGUCGAUGCCAACGGAGAUCCAGCUACUCGCCUAGAAUGGAAGCCAGCCACCAAGUCGGCCAUGAAGAAAGCCACCCACCUCUUUGAACAGUACAAAAAGAAGCAAGCCAGGGCUUCUGAAUUGGCCAUCCGGGAAAAUGCUGAAGCAAUGAAGCGACAACAAGUCCUCGAGGAGGCCAAAAAGGUUAUUAUCAAGGAGGAUGCCAGUUUACCUGCUCCCAUCAAGAUCCGACUUGACGAAACCGAUCCCGGAAAGAUCAAAGUCGGUACUGAAGACACACCGGGCACCCGUGUCCGUGUCGUAGGCCGAGUUCAACAUUUGCGGUCCCAGAAAGACAUCAUCUUCGUCACUUUGAAGGACGGCUACGGACACAUGCAGUGCGUUUUCGCCGGCAACCUCAUCAACACCUAUGCCGCCAUGACCCUAACGUUGGAGACCUCGUUAGCUAUCCACGGCGAGCUUAAAGCCCUCCCUCCCAACGCCCACGCACCGCUCGAUCGCGAACUACAUGCCGAUUUCUUCACCGUCAUCGGAGCAGCCGUAGGCGAUAAGGAAGCCAUCACCAACAAAGUUCAACAAGACGGUGACCCCCAGACCCUGCUUGACAACCGCCAUCUCGUUCUGCGAGGCGACAAGGCAUCCGCAAUCAUGAAGGUCCGCGCCGCCGUGACUCGAGCAUUCCGCCAGACAUAUGUCGAAACACGAUGCACGGAAGUCACUCCUCCCGCGAUGGUGCAGACACAGGUCGAGGGCGGAGCCACCCUGUUCGAAUUCAACUACUACGGGGAGAAGGCAUACCUCACGCAAUCAUCACAAUUGUACCUAGAAACCUGCCUUGCGUCCCUGGGUGAUGUCUUCUGCAUCUGUCCGUCAUUCCGCGCCGAGAAAUCCCUUACCCGCCGUCAUCUUUCCGAAUACACACACAUCGAGGCGGAGCUGGACUUUAUCACCUUCGAUGACCUCCUCAGCCACCUCGAGCACGUCAUUUGCCGUGUCAUCGAGCUCACCCUGGCUGAUCCUGUCAUCGCCGCCUAUGUCGCAGACCUCAACCCGAAGUUCCAACCUCCCACACGGCCGUUCCGCCGCAUGAAAUAUGCCGAAGCAAUUGAGUGGCUGAUCGAGCACAACAUCCCGAACGAAGAGGGCCAACCUCACGUCUUUGGCGACGAUAUUGCCGAAGCUGCCGAGCGCAAAAUGACCGACGAACUCAAUGUGCCCAUUUUCUUGACUCAUUUUCCCGUUGAGAUCAAGGCGUUCUAUAUGAAAAAGGACGAGUCAGACAAGCGCGUCACCGAGAGCGUGGACGUGCUUAUGCCCGGGGUCGGCGAGAUCGUCGGUGGCAGUAUGCGUAUCGAUGAUUACGACGAACUGAUCGCCGGUUAUAAGCGUGAAGGGAUCGACCCUGCGCCGUAUUAUUGGUAUACGGACCAGAGACGGUACGUCAAUAUGUUUUUGCUCUCGAUUUCCGCCGUUCACCCUUCGCAACUCUUCAUGAAAUCGAUCCGGGAAUGCAUCGUCAUGGAGCGCGACGUUACUGACAACCCUGUGUAUUUAUUAGAUACGGAACAUCACCCCAUGGCGGAUACGGCCUAG